Sphenostylis stenocarpa is the source of this 1122-nucleotide messenger RNA. The record is from the annotation of a GenBank genome assembly. Lineage: Eukaryota; Viridiplantae; Streptophyta; Magnoliopsida; Fabales; Fabaceae.
AUGGGGAGAGCACCUUGUUGUGACAAGAAUGGCCUCAAGAAAGGACCAUGGACAGCUGAGGAGGAUCAGAAACUCGUUGAUUACAUUCAGAAACAUGGAUAUGGGAAUUGGAGGACACUCCCGAAGAAUGCUGGGUUGCAAAGAUGUGGAAAGAGUUGCCGUCUUCGUUGGACAAACUAUCUCCGACCAGAUAUAAAGCGAGGUCGGUUUUCAUUUGAAGAGGAAGAGACAAUAAUUCAGCUACAUAGCAUUCUCGGCAACAAGUGGUCUGCGAUUGCAGCUCGCUUACCAGGAAGGACAGACAACGAAAUCAAAAACUAUUGGAACACACACAUUAGGAAAAGGCUUUUGAGGAUGGGAAUUGACCCUGUGACACACAGUCCUCGACUUGAUCUAUUGGAUAUCUCUUCCAUUCUAAACGCAUCUUUCUAUGGUUCAUCACAAAUGUUCCUUGGCAUGCAUCAGUCUAUGGUGAACCCUGAGCUUUUAAGGAUGGCUUCUUCACUCUUUUCCUCCUCACAGCAACACAAAGACCUUGACAUGUGUGUUCCGAAAGGUCAACAGAACCAGCUCUGCGAGCCACAAGUUCAGAAUCAUGCUCCACACCUUGUCCAAAUUCAAGAUCCAGUUCAAGAAGCGCCUGCAUGCAGCACCAUGCUCAGCACCCCUUGUGUUUCAUUGCCUCUCUCUCAACCACAGUUGGUUGAGCCCCAUAAUGUGGACCCAUAUCCAUCAUCAAGUUUCACAGACUUCACUUACCAACAACAUUCUCACGAUGACCAGAUAAUAAGCGAUUGGCACAAAGAUGGGGUUGCUUUAAGCACUUUAACGGAGGACUGUAUCCCUCAGUUAUCAAGCUAUAAUUAUUAUAGUUAUAGUGGUCAAAAUCCCGUGUAUCCUCCGUUGUCCGAACCUUCAACUUUCCAUUCCAAUAACAGCAUUCAGAACUUCAGCUUCGCUUCAGUUCUAUCCACACCUUCCUCAAGCCCCACACGGUUGAAUUCAAACUCCACGAUAAUCAACGGGAGCAACACAGAAGAUGAGAGAGAUCAAAGCUAUGAAAGUAGCAACAUGUUGAAAUUUGAAAUCCAAGAUAUUUUAGAUGUGAAUGAGUUCAUGUAA